GAACACACCGCCUUCUGACUGUAGCACUUUGUUGAUAACUUGUAACUUCCAUGAUUUAUAAACCACUCUGGUUUGAAGCUCCUUCCUAAAAAGAGGGGACAUAUUUUUAAUUGGCCCUCCCUCUAGGUAAUUCCGGUAUCUCUAAACCUGGGCCCUAUUUUAUAUAUAUUUUGGGGUCUAAAUGACUAAAAGCUUUGGAAUUGGUCCAGUAGAUCGCCUCAGCCGCCAAAUGGGCUGCAAUGGUUGCAACGUAAUGCUUGCGCCCGUUGAAAUCUCGCGAGAAGUGAGUUGUUGCAGGACGAUGACAGUGGAAACGUGUAUCAGAGGAGUUUGUUGUGUUGGAGUCUACAGAAAACGUUGCUGUAUUUGUCUUAACCAAAAGACUUGCGAAUUGUGCUUCGCACAGCUUUCAUAGACUACCUUUUUCAGAUAGGGCAAAACUGAAGUUAUGGCUAGCUGUGCUACAAGUGGAUGCUAAUACCCAUGUCCAGACUGCGCCUUGCAGACCAUAGGGUCUGCAGUGACCAUUUUUACCGGGAUGACUACUGCCAGCCAAAGAGGAGAAGAAAUGCUAUAGCAAAGCACUUUCUCCUAAAGAAAAAUGCUGUUCCAAGAGUAGAGAUUCCUGCUGCAGACAGAGUGGAAGUAAUGUUAUUAGCUAAAGUUAGUGUGUUGACACAGGAAAGCAUGGCAGUCCGUUUUGCCGUGAUACCGGUAUUCCCAUGCGUGAGGCAGAUUUGUCUAGGCGUGGCUUUUGAGGACCCCUAGUCGACUAACCUGGAAAUAAACAUCCGAUUACGUCUCUAUCGCAUUAAUUUGUCGGUGUCUUUUGAAACAUUACAAUUUAAACAUUGAUUUUGGUGCCCGUGUAAAGGAAAUUCAGAAUUUGUUUCUAAACAUAUUAGAAAUGUAUUGCAGACAACACGUUACAAAGACUGAACUAUGUAGUACUGAAUUGUGUCUAACUGAAAUGAGUUAGACGUUAAACAGUUUUUCACCAUUUUUGUGUUCAGGAUUUUCAGGGCGGGCCUGAAAUCAUGGCCGGAUGACGCACUGGAGCCACCGAGCAUGGCCCCUCCCCUAACGCCAUAAUAACUAGCGCAUUAGCGUCAGUGAUUAGCAACAGUCAUUGCCCUUAGUUACAGUCUACAGUUGGCUAGCUAGCUAGCUAUGCCUUUGUCCCGCAAAUGCAUUUUCCCUGGAUGCGAGAAUUUACAAAACAACUCGGUAUCCUUAUUUAAGUUUCCCAAGAAUGAUGAGAUAAAGAAGAAGUGGAUUGAUUUUGUGAAGAGCCACCUUGAUGGAGAGCUGAGGAUCACCACCAACACGCGCCUCUGCAGUGAACAUUUUACACCGGGUAGUUUUACGAACUUUCAUCGGAGACAACUGGGAUUCACUGAUAAUCCGCUUUUACUGGUGAAUGGGGCCGAACCAACUAUCUCCCGCCCCGGCCUUCAUCCUCCCGUCCCGCCGACAACUGGUGCCAUUGUCGGCAGUUUGUGCCCACCAAUUAGUGGCACAGGUGGCAGCGCUUCUCGAAUUUUGCCCGCUGUAAGACAUGUAGCCUCCCAGACUGACCCCCCAGAGAGAAAAUCAGUCAGCACACAGCUAUCUAUGAAAACUCUGCAGAAUCAUUUCCGAAGUACAGCUACCCAGGCGAGAGUGCCCAGCAGAGAUUGCGGUGUGUGCACCCUCACCUUCCCCUUGGACAGUCCCUUACUGUUCCUACAACCAACAAUAGUAAAGAGACCAUCCAAGAGACCUCGACUCAGCAUUACAGACGAGAAGGAAGGCCCUGCAGAAUGCAGCUUGUCUAUGGUGGUUCAUGAACCAGAGGAUUCAACAUGACUCUGAGGACUCUGUCACUGUCAUGGGUUAGCAGCUGUAUCUUUUUCUCUUUUUUUCCCCACGUUUUUGGAAACUUCUUCAUGGAGAGAAGUUGGUGAAUGACCGAUUUAGUGAAUGGAACAAAUAAUACUGCUGAAUACUUGGAUUUUUAUGGAUUAAAAAGUACCAUGGAACAAGGUGCAGCAAAUUACCAACUUGUGUAAUGGGCUUAACAGUAACCUCUGUCCAACUGAAACGGUGCUAUUCACAGCUAAUGUGGGCUUAUCUAAUAGUUUUUCUUCACUCCCUCUAACAUUCUCAACUUAAUGAACACAGUAAAAGCCCCUAAAGAGAGGGAACCAGUGCUUUUAAAACAUCCCUGUAUAGCACAACAGAAAGUGCUGCAGAAGCCCCACUACCAAAUCCUCCACUGGAACUGUUACAUGUUUGAUAAUGGAAGUCACUGUGUCAACGUAGCACACCACUCCUCCUCCAACUAAUUCUCUUUGUCACUGCUUUAAAGCAGGAACAUUUGUGGUGCCUUGUUAUGUACUGAAAUGUUUAAACAUGUUUAGUGUCUUGUUUCAGUUCCUCCUAUAAACAUGUCUUUCUGUGUACAUUGCAAUUUUACGUCUACAAAAACUAGACAGAGGCAGAGACAAUGUUUGGACCACUUACUCUCUACCAAAGCUACAAAGAUGGAAGCACGCCGUCAGAUAUUAAGCACAGCAUUGUUGAGGGUUCAAUCUGUUUUCACUAUCAGCAAUUCAGAAAAGCAAAUAUGUGUCAAAAUAUAAGUAUACUGCUAUGGCUUCAUACAGCCUCCCAUUCUUACUGCUAAAUUAGGGUUUUAAAAUCAGUGGAAUCUGUGUUUUUUAAAAAUGUGUUAACAGAAAAUGAGAUGGAGCAGGUCAAGAAUAAAUUGUCAGCAGUAUUUGUAAAGGCUGAUCCGUGUUAAAUGAGUUGCAAUGUCUAACCAGCAAUGUACAAAAUUCUUCUUCUUUUUUUUAAAGGAGCAAAUACAAUGUCGCUGGUUCAGUCUUGUGUGAUCUAAUACUACACAAUUUUAUUGUUGAUUCUAUUCUGUUAUUUCACUUUUACUCUUUAUUCUAUCAGUUUAUGUGUUUAUAGGCCUACUGUACAAUGUGUACCCAUCAUUAAAAAAAAAAUCACUGUA
This is a messenger RNA of Siniperca chuatsi (mandarin fish), 3004 nucleotides long. RefSeq lists its product as uncharacterized. Bases 1171 to 1848 code for a protein of 225 amino acids. The transcript is spliced from 3 exons. The record is from RefSeq and is a predicted model, not a curated record. Lineage: Eukaryota; Metazoa; Chordata; Actinopteri; Centrarchiformes; Sinipercidae. Gene Ontology annotation, molecular function: sequence-specific DNA binding.